CCAGAAGCCAAGGCUCCUAGUCCUUCUAUCAGUAGGCAAGUCAGCAUUGAAACGGAUAGAGUAUCCAAGGACUUCAUUGAGUUUCUCAAGCCCUACAAUAAGCCUGGCCAGGAGAUCUACAAACAGUGCAAACUGUUUCUGGACACGAUGCAUCGCAAGCGGGAGCUGAGUAUUGAGGAACAGUCUGAAUAUGCUCAGAGCCUCUAUCAGAAUGUGGCAGAUAAACUACAAACUCGCUGGAAAGUGCCUCCUGAAAAAGUGGAAAAAGUGAUGGAUCAGGUGGAGAAAUACAUAAUGACCCGCUUGUAUAAAUACGUUUUCUGCCCAGAAACCACAGAGGAUGAGAAGAAAGAUCUUGCUAUCCAGAGAAGAAUCAGAGCUUUGCACUGGGUUACUCCACAAAUGCUUUGUGUUCCUGUCAAUGAAGAAAUCCCUGAAGUCUCAGAUGUAGUUGUGAAAGCUAUCACAGACAUCAUUGAAAUGGACUCGAAGCGUGUCCCCCGGGACAAGUUGGCCUGCAUCACUAGCUGCAGCAAGCACAUCUUUAACGCAAUCAGAACCACAAAGGCUGAGCCAGCUUCAGCUGAUGACUUCUUGCCCACGCUCAUCUACAUUGUUCUGAAGGGCAACCCACCCCGCCUGCAGUCCAACAUUCAGUACAUUACUCGGUUCUGCAACCCCAGCAGGCUGAUGACUGGGGAGGAUGGCUAUUACUUUACAAACCUGUGUUGUGCUGUCGCCUUCAUAGAGAAGUUGGAUGCUCAGUCCCUAAACCUGAGCCAGGAAGACUUUGACCGCUAUAUGUCUGGCCAGACCUCUCCAAAGAAACAAGAACCUGAGAAUUGGCCAGCCAACGUAUGUGUGGGGAUGCGCCAAAUGUACAGGAACCUUGACCUCCUCUCACAACUUAAUGAGAGGCAGGAGAGGAUUGUGAGUGAGGCCAAAAAGCUUGAGAGGGACCUUAUUGAUUGGACUGAUGGGAUCACCAAGGAAGUCCAGGAGAUUGUGGAGAAGUAUCCCUUGGAAAUUAAAGCCCCAAACCCAGCCUUGGCAGCCAUUGACUCUGAAAAUGUUGAAAAUGACAAACUACCCCCUCCGCUACAACCUCAGGUUUAUGCUGGAUGAGCGUGGCUUCAGGACUCAGAUAUUCCUUCUGUCUGCUUUUUUCUGCUUGGCAGAUGAGCUAAGGAAAAAAAAUCAAACAAAUUUAAAAUUGGCACAUUUUAAAGGUACUCUUUGUUGGUAGAUGUGCUCCAUGAUAUUUAUUUUAGUCAGAGUUGGUUACUAUGAGGGCUGAAUUUCUGUGUUCCUGAAAUGAAUUUUCUUUUCUUUUUUUAUGAAAAUUCAAUAUAAUUUUUAAGGAACGUUUUGGGGAUUGUUUUCUUCCAAGCAUGCACAUGUUUUAAAAUCAACCGGUGGAUGGUUGUGCUGUCCUCACUCCAUAAAUAUAGUUGCUUAUCACACUUUGCCAAGAAUGCUGUGUUUGAGAAAGAAGUGUAAAGGGUUCUUAAUCUCUGUUUCAAGAAAGAGAUAUGUUGUAAAGUAAAUAUUUAAGAUUGUAAAUAGGUUUGAAAUGUUGAGCAAUGUCUUAAUAGCAAUGACAUUUAGCAAGGAAUGGAAACUGGUUUUUUUCUUCACUCUUAAGUUUUCUGCUUAUAAUUUUGAUCUAGAAUUGAGGAUAGGAGACACCAAGGAAACACUAAAUUGUAGUAAAUAAUACAAUUGGACUCAAUUCUAACACGACUAAAGUAAUUUCCUAAUAUUUAUAAUUUCUUAUCUGAAUUUUGAGUCUGGUAUAGCCCUUGUUUUAGCUGUGCUGGUCUCUAGCAACUGCAUAGUUAGACCUAUUUGAAGAGCAGAGCAGAAUUGAUGGUAGCUGUAGGUGUGUGUGUGAAAUGCUGGAGCCAGUUUGAACAGUUGUAAAAAUCACACGAUAUAGGGAAGACUCUGGGCUCUAAAAAGUGCUUUAGUGUUUUUUAAAACUUCAUUUGCUUCAUAGUGCUUGUGCAUAGCCUUCAAAGAAUUGGCUAGUGUGGCAUGAGGCUACGGUGUGCUGGAAAAAUUAAAGAAUGAGGUGUAGAAAAGAAAGUUUAUGAUUGCUUUCCCUGAAUCACAUUUCAACUGUAUUUUUAAAUGGACUGGUCCACUCAGUUAUAGAUUGUCAGAAAACAGAUUUAUGGACAAUCCUACAGGCAGUAAGCUUGUUUAUGUUAAUUUUGUGGAUUACAUCCAUUUUUUAUGUGAAUUUGAACAGAGUAGGAAUGAGGAAUCGAUAGCCCUCCAUAUAUUGCUGAACUACAGCUCCCAGGAUUUGUCUUCAUUGCUAUGAUGGCUGGAAUAGCUGACUACUUCAAGAGGUCCAUCGCUUUCCCAAUUCUUUCAAAGCUGUUCUGAAGAUUAAGCCCAUUGUGAUAUCUCUAGAGUCCUUCUCUCCCUCCAGUAACUCAUCCGAAGGGUACACAUCACUGUGAGUGACUGCCUUUUAUUCCCCUCCAGCCUUUUCAGUGUUUUUACUAGUGUGAUGAUCCAGCCAGUCAAAAUCUUCUCUCUUUGGCCAAAGAUCUGUCAGUCUGUGUGGAUGCAAGAAUUUGCCAGACUGAAUGAACUAGCCCAGCUUUCCCUAAUGUGUCAGGUUGCUGUUAUCCUGAGGAAGAUAUACAUGUUGGAAUGAUGGAGUUGUAGUCCAGGAGAUACAGAGGGCACCAGGUUCAGGAAGACUGGAUUAGUCUGUGGGUGAUACUUUUUCUGUUGCUUACUUUAACUUGACAGAGCUAGGAUUCUUUGAAAGACCAGGUUGGGUUGUGUGAAACUAUAUUAAGCAUUUUCCUGAAUGACAUAGUUUAAAUGCAGCUCCCUCCAAUUGUUAAAGUCAUCUUAAAUAUCUGAGACUUUUGUGUGUGUGUAAGAUCUUGGAUAUCCUGAUUAUCAUUAAGUCUCACAUAAGCUUCACAGUUCAAGGGAAAGAUGAUCUGGCCUAUUGCUCUAUUAUAUAGAAAAAGAAAAAAAAACUCUUUACAGUGUUACCUGUUUUUAUAUUACAGUAGAACACGUUUAAAAUACCAACUCUUUUUCUUAAACUCUUCUCAACUCUCUGAGUCUUAUUUGUACUUCUGGCAAACAUGGGUUUGAAAAAAUUAACUUACUUUGGAGUUGAUUCCUAACCAUUCCAUUUCAAACUGUAUUUCUGGGCAACAUCUGAAUGAGCCAUCUUUCUACCAUUUUAACUAUACAGUUAUUUAUCUGUUUUUGGAAUAAGGUCAGGCCAAGACUGUGACCUGUUCUGUGUCCACCUGCUUUAAAAAGCAUAUUGAUUUUCAACUUUUUGAGCUAUAAUGUCUGAGUUUCUUGAAAGGUUAAAUAUUUAUGUUCUUUCCCUUUCCUCAAACUUGUGGAAGUGAAGUAAACAAGCUGUUCCUUUGGCUGCAGAAAGUCCAUGUUGAUCAGAUUCUGUUUUUAGAAACUUCAGUUUUCAGAGCUUUGUUUCUUGGCCUCUUUGUUUGACACUCUAGGUGCUAAUUCUGGUUUCCAGGUAUAUAUUUCACUCCCAAAAGGCAUUAUUAUAGCUACUGCUGUUAAAUUGCUGUCAACAGAAAUAAACCAUGUACAACAUGA
Messenger RNA from Python bivittatus (Burmese python), 3612 nucleotides. The record is from RefSeq and is a predicted model, not a curated record. NCBI's taxonomy places the organism in Eukaryota, Metazoa, Chordata, Lepidosauria, Squamata, Pythonidae.